AGGGAAAUGGUUUUGGUGCCGCUGCUGGUGACCUUAGUUUUACAACAUCCCGGAGAGUCACUCGCCGUUCCUAUUUCUUUCUCCUCUUUCUGUAAACCCAACCAGUAGGCGGACUAGAACAUCUCUUCCACUUAUGCGCAUUUGACUCCACUUCCAUGGGCUUCACUUCCACUCUCCCCCUCUACUCUCACACCAAGAUUCGUCCAAGCAAGCAGAGUCUCCGCUUUAAACCGUUGGCUUCGGACUCUGGCGGCAGGCUUGUUCCGUAUACGACGUCCUUUGGAACUUGGAGAUGUUAUUCGAGGUCGAAGAGAUUGACGGUGAAGGCAGCGUAUGGUGCAGAGGGAGGCGCCAGGCGGCGCAUAUACAGACAGUCCCAGGCAGAGCAGCCAACGAGUAGUGCUCCGGUGAAGCAGGUUGCAUCAUUUGUAGUGCCUGCAGGCGUUUUCGUCGCCGCUACUUUCGUUUUAUGGAAAGUGGUGGAGAAACUCCUUAUGCCAAAGCCAUCAAGGUCUUCAUCUGUUGAAAAUAAAUCUCCUUCGCAAGGAUUGAAGUGGUCUUUUGCCCCAGGUACAAAUUUGUUGUCAGGUUUUGCUGCUAAAAUUGAUAGACAGUCAAAGCAGACACUCAAUGAAUUUGCCAAGGAACUCAGGGCAUUCAGCAGUGUUGACAUGUCAGGACGUAACUUUGGAGAUGAAGGGCUGUUUUUUCUUGCUGAGAGCUUGGGUUACAAUAAGAUUGUUGAGGAAGUGAGUUUUGCUGCUAAUGGAAUAACGGCUGCAGGGAUAAAAGCCUUAGAUGGUGUUCUUCAAGCAAAUAUUGUAUUGAAAACCCUUAAUCUUUCGGGAAACCCCAUUGGAGAUGAAGGAGUAAAGUGCCUAUGCGAUAUUUUGGUGAAUAAUGCUAGUAUUCAAAAGCUCCAGCUAAACAGUGUUGACCUAGGAGAUGAGGGUGCAAAGGCUAUUGCAGAGUUGUUGAAGAAAAAUUCAACCUUACGUGUUCUUGAACUUAAUAACAAUAUGAUUGACUAUUCUGGAUUUACAAGUUUAGCGGGAGCUUUUCUUGAGAACAACACUGUCCGGAAUUUACACCUAAAUGGUAAUUAUGGUGGUGCUUUGGGGGCUAAUGCAUUGGCUAAAGGGCUGGAGGGCAACAAGUCUUUACGGGAACUUCAUUUACAUGGAAAUUCCAUUGGUGAUGAAGGAGUGCGCUCUUUGCUGUUAGGCUUAUCUUCUCACAAAGGGAAAAUUACUCUUCUGGACCUUGGGAACAACUCAAUAACUGCAAAAGGUGCUUUUCACGUUGCAGAAUAUAUCAAAAAAAGCAAGAGCUUGCUGUGGGUGAAUCUUUACAUGAAUGACAUUGGUGAUGAGGGUGCAGAUAAAAUUGCAGAUGCUUUGAAACAAAACCGGGCAAUAACAACCAUAGACCUGGGUGGAAAUAAUAUUCAUGCCAAGGGGGUCAGUGUGAUAGCUGAAGCCUUAAAAGAUAAUACUAUCAUUACAAAUUUGGAACUUGGUUAUAAUCCCAUUGGACCAGAUGGAGCAAAGGCUUUGUCUGAAGUUCUUAAGUUCCAUGGAAAUGUAAAAACACUUAAGCUCGGUUGGUGUCAGAUAGGACCAAAGGGUGCGGAGUUCAUUGCAGAUAUGUUGAGAUAUAAUAAUACCAUAUCAAUGCUGGACUUGCGAGCAAAUGGACUUAAAGAUGAAGGUGCAGCCUGCCUGGCUCGCAGCUUGAAAGUAGUUAAUGAAGCUUUAACUUCACUUGACUUGGGAUUCAAUGAGAUUAGGGAUGAUGGUGCUUUUGCCAUUGCUCAAGCACUCAAGGCCAAUGCAGAUGUCACAGUAACAUCUCUCAACCUUGCAAGUAACUUUCUUACAAAAUUUGGGCAGAGUGCAUUGACUGAUGCAAGAGAUCAUGUAUAUGAGAUGAGUGAAAGGGAAGUCAAUAUAUUUUUCUAGUAGUGUUCUCUUAAUGGAGGGAAAUAGUUCUGUAGACAGUUUUUUGGUUUGUUCUUCCUGUGGCAGGUAUUGGUGAGAACUCCAACUUUUAAGUAAAAAUUUUUGAGCUCUAACCACCAAUCAGAGGUAGAUAUGGAAAAUAUUGACAUUGAGAGAUAUUGGUUAGCUUCAUCAGUUAUAUCUUGCUCCCAAACUUUGUAGUUAGUUCACAAGCUUGACAGCAUUUGGUCACUCUCUUUGUAUUGUAAUUGAUUAAUAAAGGUUUUGUAAAUUGUGGAUUAUAAAAACAUUUUGGAAUUGAACUU
Messenger RNA from Theobroma cacao (cacao), 2266 nucleotides. RefSeq names its product RNI-like superfamily protein. Gene Ontology annotation, cellular component: nucleus; cytosol; perinuclear region of cytoplasm. Gene Ontology annotation, biological process: nucleocytoplasmic transport; activation of GTPase activity. The record is from RefSeq and is a predicted model, not a curated record. NCBI's taxonomy places the organism in Eukaryota, Viridiplantae, Streptophyta, Magnoliopsida, Malvales, Malvaceae. Gene Ontology annotation, molecular function: GTPase activator activity; small GTPase binding.